AUGAUGGAGCUACAGAACAGCUUCGAUCUGCAGCAGCAAGAAAUGCUGAAACUGAAGGAGCGUCAAGAUGAGGAGAGGACCGAAUGGCGAGCGAAGCAUGAUGAGCAAAUUGUAAGCAUCGAGGUAAUACCAUACAAUAUUCCAGCAUCUUUUCGAUCAGUGGACAACUGUGUGAAUUUUUUUCUUGCUACAGAACCUCUAUGA
This is a messenger RNA of Gongylonema pulchrum, 204 nucleotides long. The record is from the annotation of a GenBank genome assembly. NCBI's taxonomy places the organism in Eukaryota, Metazoa, Nematoda, Chromadorea, Rhabditida, Gongylonematidae.